AGUCUACUUCAUCUUGCAACAUUUAUGAAACGAAUUGAUGUCGUAGAACUACUCCUAAAAAGAAAAGCUGAUGUUAGCUUAGUUGACGCAGAAGGAAAUACAGCUUUACAUCUUGCAGUUUCCUGUGGAUCUCUACCUGUUACUGUCAUUUUGGUAGAGCAUGGAUCGAGUCUUGAAGCUAGAAAUACUAAGGGUAAUACAGCCUAUGUUGAAGCUAAAGCUGAAGAUAAAAACAGACAGAAAAAACGCAAAAGAAUAGGUCACUAUGAAGGGGUAAUAGUUGGUCACAUAGAUUUCUUUAAAGACAAUUACACUUCUGACCUAUGA
This is a messenger RNA of Mytilus californianus (California mussel), 327 nucleotides long. Its product is annotated as ankyrin repeat domain-containing protein 46-like. Lineage: Eukaryota; Metazoa; Mollusca; Bivalvia; Mytilida; Mytilidae. The transcript has 4 exons. Bases 25 to 327 code for a protein of 100 amino acids. Gene Ontology annotation, molecular function: protein binding. The record is from RefSeq and is a predicted model, not a curated record.